Messenger RNA from Heteronotia binoei (common prickly gecko), 1920 nucleotides. Its product is annotated as kelch-like protein 12. The transcript has 4 exons. Bases 1 to 1920 code for a protein of 639 amino acids. The record is from RefSeq and is a predicted model, not a curated record. Gene Ontology annotation, molecular function: protein binding. Lineage: Eukaryota; Metazoa; Chordata; Lepidosauria; Squamata; Gekkonidae.
AUGGGCAGCUCUUGGGGCUUCAGUGGUCCAGGCAGCAGUGCCACGGACCCGCCAGGCUGUCCAGAAACCGAGUGGAAGACCAAGGAAGUGCCGGAGCCGUCUCUGUCUUUCAAGGCCUGUUUCAGCCAGGGUCUGAAGCAGCUGCACCAUGCCCAGGAGCUCUGUAAUGCCACCUUGGUGGCUGGAAGGAGGCGUUUCUCUUGCAACCGGGCUCUGCUGGCCUCUGUCAGCCCGUACUUCCGAGCGGUGUUCACAAGCGGCUUCAAGGAGUCCCAGGAAGGGGAAGUUCUGCUGAAGGACAUGAAACCUUCCACCCUCCAGAGCCUCCUCGCCUUUCUCUACACAGGGGAGCUGGACCUCAGCCCGAAGACGGCGGAAGACCUCUUUGCGGCUGCCAGCCGCCUGCAACUCCUGCCUGCCCUGGAGCCCAUCAACAGAUAUUUAAAGGAGGGGCUCUCUGCGGAGAACUGCCUUCGCCUUUACGCGCUGGCUCACGACCACAACAACGCCGCUCUGCUGCAAGCCGCCUUGCGCCGCGUGGGCCUCCACUUCGGAUCCGUCUCCCAGCACAAGGAAUUCCCACGCCUCGACCUGGGCGCCUUGAGCAGCAUCCUCUCCUCCAACCACCUGGGAGUGGCCUCCGAAAUGGACGUCUACCGGGCCGCGUGGCGCUGGGUGAUGGCCGACCCCGCCGGGCGCUCUUCCAUGCUCAGGGCCCUCCUGCGGCACUUGCGUUUCCCGCUCCUGACGCCUGCGGAGGUCGCCGAAGUCCAGGCUGGCAUCGCGACCUUUGACCCCCGGGCGGAAUUGCGGUGGGAGGACCUCGAUGGGGCCGGCAGGCUUCAGGCCAGUCAGGGCCUCCGGCAAGGCAUGUGCCGGGAAGAGAUCGUGUGCAUCAAGGUGCCGCGCUUGAGGGACAUCAUUUCCGGAAACAGCGACAUGGACUGUUACCUCGAGUGCAUGAAUCCGGGCACAGGGGCGCGGAUGACGCUGCCCCCUGUGGAACUAUUAGUCCUCCCCGGCUGCACCGUCCUGGGACACAAGCUCUACAUUUCUGGAGGCAAAGUGUACGACGGGUCCUACUCUCAGGCCCUGCAUGAGUACAACUCCUUCACCGACAGCUGGACACAGCUCCCGGGCAUGUCCACACCCCGCUCCAUCCACAUGUUCAUGACUUGCAAGCAGAAGCUCUUUGCUGUGAGUGGCUGGAACGAAUCAGGGCCCCUGGACUCUGCGGAGAGUUUCGACACAGUGCAACAGGCGUGGUCGCCCAUGGCCAGCCUACCGAUAAUCCUGCGCUUCUCGGCUGCCGCCCCCUUCAGAAACAAGCUGUAUCUGAUAGGAGGGGACGUGGACUCCGACGAGGUGGUCUUCCAGGGCAUCCUUGUCUACGACAUCCCCUCAGACAGCUGGGUGCAGGUGCCCCUGGGCUUCAGUCUCUAUGGUGCAGCCGCGCUCGCCAUGGACGCAGGCAUCUGUGUCAUUGGCGGGUUCUUCUCCAAGCAGGCCUCGCACCUCUAUCCAAGCCGGAGGUUCAGCCGGCUUCUCCCGUGCACCCCACAGUGCUUUUUCGUGCAGGAGGCCGGGGUGGUGAGCACGGAUGUCGCCGUCCCUCCGCUCCCCGUGCCUCUCGCCUUCGCCGGCGCCACUCUCUGGCAGGGGAAAGUGUACGUGAUCGGCGGUGUCUGUGCCUCCAGGACCCACGAUGCCAUUUACCACUGGGAGCCAGGGGAGGCGGCCUGGACCCAAUACCCGCAGAGCCUCACGGGCCGUGGGAAGAUUGUGCGGAGGGUGCUGAAGUGCGUGACCCUGAAAGUGGCAGAGCCCCAAGUGAAGGCCCUCUUGCUAGACACCGCCGUUAGCCGGGUGGCCGUGGGGCUCGCAGACCCCGAAGACUCUGGGGGGAAGGAGGGGGAAUAA